UCGGCCACAGGCGUUCAGACCGCACAUUGCAAGUAUGGCCGGCGACAGCGAGGCACAUCUAAGGGACCGGGGCGAAAACAAUAACAAUGUUCGACAGCCUUUUCUCAUCGGUGUGUCCGGAGGCACCGCCAGCGGCAAGUCAUCAGUAUGCGAAAAGAUUAUGGAGCUGCUCGGGCAGAACAAGAUUGACCACCACCAGCGGCAGGUGGCGAUCCUCAGCCAGGACAGCUUCUACAGAGAGCUCACGCCAGAGCAGAAGGCCAAGGCGCUGAAGGGCCAAUUCAACUUUGAUCAUCCAGAUGCCUUUGACAAUGAGCUGAUCAUGAAAACACUCAGACAAAUACUGCAGGGAGAGACUGUCCAGAUCCCACUUUAUGACUUUGUCACCCAUUCCAGGAAAGAGGAGUUUGUGACAGUGUACCCAGCCGAUGUGGUCCUGUUUGAGGGCAUCCUAAUGUUCUACUCCCAGGAGAUCAGAGACCUCUUUCAGAUGAAACUGUUUGUAGACACAGACCCAGACACAAGACUGUCACGCCGAGUGCUAAGAGACAUCAGUGAGCGUGGAAGGGACCUGGAGCAAGUACUGACACAGUACAUAACUUUUGUUAAACCGGCCUUUGAGGAGUUCUGUUUACCAACCAAGAAAUAUGCAGAUGUGAUCAUUCCGCGAGGAGCAGAUAACCUUGUGGCCAUCAACCUGAUAGUACAGCACAUCCAAGACAUUCUGAACGGUGGACUGAGCAAGCGUCACAACGGUUGCAUGAACGGUCACAGCACUCCACGGCAACGACGGACAUCAGAGUCCAGCAGCCGGCCACAUUGACCUCACCACACCUGUCUCCUCAGGGCAGGUGUAGAGCUGUAAAUAAUGCCUGUCGGCAUCACUGUAUUUAAGAGGAAAAAAGGAACAAAAAAAUGCAAAAAGAAUUGAAAUGCCUUUUAUUAUUACACUAUUAUGACUACUCUUGUUAUUAGUUACUUCUAUUGUAAUUGUUGAAUUGAUUUAGAAUUCUGUCGGGGGUAAAAGAUAUGGGCAUGCUUUUUCUUUUACUUUUUUUUCCUCCCCUCCACAACAAGACCAUGGGUUGAAAUUGAUCCCAUGUCUUUUCCUCCCUCAUGACAUUUUGUUUUUAUGUAUCCCCUGCUGCUGUGAGAAUUCUUGCAGAAAAAAAAGAAUAAAAGGGGGGGACCCUUUUUUUUUUUUUAAUUUUAUUUAUUUUUUAAAAUGUCUGAUAAAACUUGAACCCGUGAUGGCUGGGGAAGCUGAUCAUGUUUGGAGUUCCAAGCAGGAAGAGAAAUAGUUUGAAGAGGAGUUUAAUAACCCAGGAUUUCACUCUGUAUUUCUGUUGACAAUCUUGGGAGGGUUUCCUACCCCUUUGUCAGUGUUUUUGAGUUCUUACACUGUUAUUUGAAAUGUUUUACUCCAGAGAUCUCUGUGUUUACCACAUGCAAUCUUUCCACUGCGUUCAUUAAUGCCUGCAGCAGCACCGUUCACACUACAUGACUUAACAGUUCUGAUUGCCACAUGCCGCAUCAUAACAUGACCACAGGUACUGGAGGAUUAACAGCCAAAGGCUGAGAGAUUCACAUGAUGACUGCUACAUUGAUUCAGUCCAGGGUGUUAAUGGGUGUUUUGACAUUUUUGGACACUUUUCCCCCCUCUUUUCAGUGGCCUAGGUUGUGUGAAAUAUUAACUCUCAAAUCAAAGCUUCUGAACAUAAGUGCUCCUCUUCUGUGAUUGAUUUAGCAUUGUAUUUUCCCAUCUGCAACUGGGGAAUUGAUAUUUGCCUAUAUUAUUUACAUCUUGUAUAUUCUGAUAUACCCUAAUUAUGUCAAGGAGAUUUUACCAUCAUACACAAUAAACAUCCAGCUCUGAA
This is a messenger RNA of Myripristis murdjan (pinecone soldierfish), 1877 nucleotides long. It is a transcript of the gene uck2b, whose product is annotated as uridine-cytidine kinase 2b. The coding region runs from base 35 to 823 and encodes 262 amino acids. Gene Ontology annotation, molecular function: kinase activity; ATP binding. Lineage: Eukaryota; Metazoa; Chordata; Actinopteri; Holocentriformes; Holocentridae. The transcript is spliced from 7 exons. The record is from RefSeq and is a predicted model, not a curated record.